Molecule: messenger RNA, 900 nt
Organism: Lactuca sativa (garden lettuce)
Lineage: Eukaryota; Viridiplantae; Streptophyta; Magnoliopsida; Asterales; Asteraceae
Product: NEP1-interacting protein 2
Source: RefSeq, a predicted model, not a curated record
AAGUCCAUAACGUGAAGUUUCUUGCUUUCUUGCUUUCUUCCUUCCAACUUCCAAGACAUAUCCCAUUCUUUUUUUUUUCCAUAUAAACACAAAAAUUCAAUUUCAAGCAAUCAUUUUACGAUCAAAAUUCAAAACCCUUUUACAGAAAUUAAUAGCUAUGAUCAUCAUCACGUGGUUGCCCUCCAUCAAACUCACCAUAGUUUCUUCUUCGUUGUUAAAAACUCCGUUAAUUCAUUAUGGUGACAAGAUGAAAGAGCUUUUCACCUCCAUGUUUUCUCUAAUUUUCUUCCAUGCACUCCUUCUCAUCUUCGUCUUCCACUUUGGUGUAGCUGGAGGUAUAAUUGGAGCAGUUGUAGGCGCAUUGAUCGGGUUUAAGGACAAAACGAACCUCUUACAAGAUGUGAUCAUGGGUGCAACAUCAGGGGCAGCUUUGUCACAGAAAAUUACUACGGCUACCUUUCAACAGCUUUUGUAUUCUGAUCAUGAUGAUGAACAUGGCUGCUUUCUUCACCUGGUUGAUAUUGUAGCAAGUGCUUUGGAAUCAAAACUUCUUCGAGAUGAAGAUCAUAUAUUCCUAAUUAACAAGGUUGCAAGUUGUGAGAAACUCAUUAAGCUUCCAAAGAUUGAAAUAACAAAAGAUGACGUCUUUGAUGCUUUUGGAAAUACAACUUGUUGCUCAAUUUGCCUUCAAGAUUUUGAGGUUGCGGAUGCAGCUGGAAUGUUUCCACAGUGUGAGCACAAGUUUCAUCCGGAAUGCAUAUCACAAUGGCUUCUUAACCACAAUACAUGCCCAGUAUGUAGAAGAAGCAUAUAAUCACUACGUAGAAACAUGAUACAUUCAAAUUUAUUCUUUUGUAAUUAUUUGAAUUUGAAUUAAUAUAUCAUAUAUUCUUUCUUAAA